AGAGGCUCUUGGGGGCUAUAAGAUCCCCAACCUCAUCUGGUUUCUCAGAGCCUCCAGUCAGUUUUCUCCAAACACUCACACACACAGAUUCACACACACACAUACACACACACACACACACACACACACACACACACACACACCCACACCCACACCCACCCACACACACACAGAGGCAUGAUUUGGUCCGGAGUUCUUAACUGUUCAGAUUUCUCUUAGAGGGGUCGAGAAGACUUGGACUUUAGCCAAAGGAGGCACUGAAGACCGUUAUACUUCUCGGACUGGACGCCCAAUCCCUCACAGCUGACCUCCGAAAACUAAAAGGAGGGAAUUGAAAUUGUGACGCACCCAGUUCCAUGAUGGGGAUCCCGAAUGACCUCUCCCUUUUCAACUCCACCUCCCCCCCCCCAUAUCCAGCGACAGAGAUCUAUCUCAACACCUCCGUGGCGUCCUCUGCUCCCCCAUGCACAGACUGGCCUCCUGUCCCCAUGACGACGGUCAUCCCGGCCAUCUACAGCGUCAUCUGCGUGCUGGGAACCGUAGCCAACGCCCUGGCGGUGUGGGUGCUGGCGCACGCCAGCGCCUCGAGGAGAACGGUAGCGAACACUUUCAUGCUGAACCUGUGUGUGUCUGACCUGCUGUUCCUGCUGUCCCUCCCGCUGUGGGCCGUCUACUACUCCCAGGGCUACAGCUGGCCCUUCGGCCAGGUCGCCUGCAAAGUAUGCGGCGCUCUCCACAACCUCAACCUCUACGCGUCUAUCUUCUUCAUCACAUGCAUGAGCGUGGACCGUUACCUGGCCAUUGUGCGCCCACUCCGCUCCCAGAGUGCACGAUACCCCAAGCGGGCCCGGCUCACGUGCAUCCUGGUGUGGGUGCUGGCAUGUGCUUGCUCGACCCCGACGUUGUAUCUGAGGGACACUUACUUCAUGGAGGAGCUGGGCGUGGUGGCCUGUGUGAUUAACUACCCGGAUCAUACCUGGUACCUGACCCUGGUCUGGAUGAAGAUUGGUCUGGCCUUCCUGCUGCCGAUGCUUGUCAUCUCUUGUUGUUACUGGGCUAUCGGUAGACAUUUGUUGGCGGACACAGAGCUGGGAAGAAUGCAGAAUCUGUCGCAACGCACCAACAUGACCUCCUUUAAAUUACUGGAGCCAAAGGAGGGCUGCAGUAAACCAGAGAGACCACCGACCCCUUCUGUGUGCCCCAGCUCCAACCGCAGCAGAACCCAGGAGGGCAGGGGGCUGGAGCGGGUGUUGUGGACGGUAGCUGCUGUGGUCGUGUCCUUCUUCGUCUGCUGGUUCCCCUUUCACUGUGUGACUUUCUUGGACGUGCUGAGGAGCGACGGCUGGCUGGACAGCUGCAGGAUGAACUGGACCAUCCACACCCUCACCCCUCUGGCCCUUUGCUUGGGCUUCUCCAACUCAGCCAUCAACCCCGUGCUCUACUGCUUCAUUGGAAACCAUUUCCGGGGCCGUCUCGGGGGGCUCUGCAAGGGCCUGUGUGCUGGUCUGGAGGCCCGUGUGGGAGAUCACAGCCAGAAGAGCGGCUCCUUCAGCACCAGGCUGAGCUCCUUCUCUCGAAAACUCAGUGACCUGAAAGACCUGGCGGUUGUGGAGCCCUCUGGUCCUGCCUAACCAGCCCUGCAGAGGGGAGGCUCUUUGCUCCCUCCUCUGGUUCAACAGCCCGAAGAGUGAUGCAAACGUUGAGUGCCUGCGGAACUCCAAUAAGCAUGGAUGGGUGUGAGACAGAGCUGUUACUAAAACUAAUAUUUCCAGCAGAGCUCAAUGCUCAACAAAGACAGAAAAAGUGACAAAAGAAAACAUGAAGUUAAGGG
Molecule: messenger RNA, 1831 nt
Organism: Etheostoma spectabile (orangethroat darter)
Lineage: Eukaryota; Metazoa; Chordata; Actinopteri; Perciformes; Percidae
Product: type-2 angiotensin II receptor
Exons: 2
Coding region: 357-1631 (424 amino acids)
Biological process (GO): calcium-mediated signaling; positive regulation of cytosolic calcium ion concentration; G protein-coupled receptor signaling pathway
Cellular component (GO): membrane; external side of plasma membrane
Molecular function (GO): C-C chemokine receptor activity; C-C chemokine binding
Source: RefSeq, a predicted model, not a curated record